AUGGCACAUACGUGGAUAGAGAGUUUUUACGGCAUAAAGGGCAGUGAGGGGGAGGCGUUUCCUAUGGAAAUUUCCACGAAACAGUUAAAAUGCAAAUCAUAA
This is a messenger RNA of Babesia microti strain RI, 102 nucleotides long. RefSeq lists its product as hypothetical. The transcript has a single exon. The record is from RefSeq and is a predicted model, not a curated record. Lineage: Eukaryota; Apicomplexa; Aconoidasida; Piroplasmida; Babesiidae. Bases 1 to 102 code for a protein of 33 amino acids.